AUGAGAAGCUGUAACAAACCACUAUUGCCACUAGGAUAUUGCCCAUUGUAUCUUUUGGCGGGAAUUUCGUUCUCUGUUCAAGAAGUAAUUGUUCCUACAAUGGAUCUCGUCAAAGCAGAAAUAGCGAGGCAACGUGAGAAGCUAGUUAGUAGCGGAUUGAUGAAGUGUGAUAAAAAGUUCUUUAAGCGUUCACUAUUAAAACAAAAGGAAGAAGAGGAAUAUUUCAGCAAAUCCAAACGUAUUAAAGAACAAGCGAAUAACAACGAGGAUUAUAAUUUUAGAAUCAAGACAGAGGAGGAGGAUCUCUUGUUGAAAAAGUUCGAAGAAAGAAGUCGAGAAGAAAGAGAAAAAGGGAAGCUUAUGCCUCGUAAAGAAGUUAUUCGUCUUCUAAGGGAACGUAAUCAACCUAUACGAUUAUUCGGUGAAAGUGACUAUGACACAUUCCAACGGUUGAAAAGGGUUCAACUUUUAGAACCUGAAUCAAAAGGAUUGCGCAAUGAUCUAAUUGCAGCACUAGACAAGUUAGAUGAUGCUGAGGAUGAAGAGUUUUACACCUCCGGUCGUGGAAAAUCCGCUUCCGAAUCUCAGUCCGUUGACAGCUCAUCAACCUCUACUCUGGAUGUAAAAACAAAAGAAAAUGUAUUAACAGAAGACGAACUUGAAAAGAUAAAGAUAGAUUUAGCCCGUUAUGUCACAAUGAAAGAGGGUACUGCUACUGAUGACGCAACGACUGCGGUUGUUACCAUUAGUAAACUUGCCCCAGAUAUUGUAUGUACCAAUGAUUUUGACGAGGGAUUUCAUGACCAAGUGAUCGAUCACACCCUUCGCUAUUUGAAGUUCCUUUUGUCAAAAUGGGGUCAUGCUUUGAAUACUAGAACUAAAGAAGAGAAACUAUCUUAUUCUGGAAAAAUGGCUAGUGCAACAUAUACCCAAACAGUAGAGUAUAUUAAGCCACUUCUUCGUACACUUCAGAAUAAUCGUUGUAAAGAUGAUAUUUUGAAUUCCUUGGUUAAAAUAAUGGUUUUGAUGAUUGAUCGGAACUACCUAAAGGCCAAUGAUGCUUAUUUAGAAUUAGCUAUUGGUAAUGCUCCUUGGCCGUUAGGUGUGACAAAUCAUGGUAUUCACUCACGUACUGCUCAAGAAAAAAUCUAUGCCAAGAACGUAGCACACGUUUUGAAUGAUGAAACACAACGUAAAUAUAUUCAAGCUAUAAAAAGACUAAUGACACAAUGCCAAAAGUUUUUCCCAUCAGAUCCUUCAAAAUCUGUAAAUUACAUGGGCACUGUAGGAUAAGUUAUUAUAUUUCAAGUUCUACUGUUUCAUUCAAAAACAUAUUAGUGUACAUAAACUGAUUUUUUUUUCAUUUAGUAAGGUUGUUUACUGCAUGUAAAUAUGACUGGUAUAAAUUUUGGAGAAAUCUUAAUAUUUCUGUUCAGACUACGUCACGUAGUUUUUCUAUAACAGCUUUGAUUACUUGAAAGUCUUUCAUGUUAUAUGGUUCUAUAUCUUGUUGAUUGAUAAGGAGACAGUUGUAUUAAAUCUGAAAGCUUGAUAUGUGAUAAGUCUUGCGAUUUUAAACGCUAUACUCGAUUCCUAAGCUAUUCUGAAACCACUAAGCUAGAACUAUACAGCGACCUGAAUACAAAAGAGGAAGGCACAAAGUAUGCGAGAAGUACUUUACUCCAAGGUUCAUUUUAAUACAGAAAACAGUGAGUUUUUAUAAUAUUCUAAAUGUCCUUGGGUUGCUCGAAGAUUCUGGAAUGCUACUCAACAUAGUAGCGGUAUAACAAUCAGCCAAUCAGAAUGCCUACAUGUGACGUUUCACAUCCUUGAUGUUUUCUGGCUAAACUCCAAGUGAACGCUGAUUGGAUGAAAUGUUCUUAAGGUUUCCUGAUCCUUGUGUGUCUUUUGCGAGAAUUUUUCUGGAUCAUUCCAACAAUAUGAUUAUCUAAUUUCUUAAACUUCAUUAUGAAGAGUUCGAAAUAUAUUAUAACACGAAAAACCAUUGUGUAGUGAAAUUUAGAACCAAUAGUAUACCGAGUAAUUAGUCUAUUCUAUUUUCACUCUACGCAUUUGCAAGAUAAAAAUAUAUUUAACUUCUAUUGCUGUAGUCGGUCCGCCUGGAGUCCCUCCGGGGGGCUACUGCCUGUCCCAAGCCCGGAUAAAGGAGGAGGGUUGGGCAUGGGGUUAGCGACCCCAUCCCGUAGAAAACUAACUAGCUAAGAAAAACGCUAACCAGAAAUAAUAAUUCAAACCAUUUAAACUCUGCCCUGGAAGUCAGAAGGUCUUCGCCUCAUAAUGAAAGCCGAGUUCCUUCGGAAGUCACGAGGCCGAUGCCCCUUCUGACAACCAGAGCAACCAUUUAUUUAGGUACAUGGAAUGCUCGCACAAUGUGGGAGACUGGGAGAGUUUUCCAAAUCGCUUCUGUGGUCAAUCCACCGUCACCAUCACUAAUUUCUCUAUAACCUAGUUUUGAGUAAGAUACCAGAGAGUUUUGUUUUACAAAUACAUUAAAAGAGUAAUGCAGGUACGCAAACAGAAAAAAAUGUUUGUCAUUAACUGAUCAUUCUUUUGACUGAACGCUAGAUUCGGUUCCUAAGCUCUUCUAGUAAUCCCUAGGUUAAAUCUACACAGCUACUUGAUCACGGGAGAAAAGGCGCGAAAUAUGAAAAAAACGCUUUGCUCCAAAGGUUUGUUUAUGCACAGGAAAUUUAAGUUAUUUUUAGUAUUUUGAUGGCCUUGGGCUUCCGAAAGUUUCUGGAACGCUAGUAAACAUAGUAGCAGUAUAGGUAAUCAUCCUCAACAGUAAGAAUGUCCUAUGACGAGCUAGAACAGAAUUUUUAUGGAGCAAGAACAGGUAAAAGAUCUUCACACACACUACUGGGAAUAUUCAUACAAUCGUUGUAAUGAGUAUUAUUGAAGUGACUGACGUAACCACUUUCAGUAGACAUUCCAAAAAAUAACAAGAUGUCAGUCAACUGAACAUUGAAUUUGGUUAUUGUUGAGGAGACCCAGAAAAAACCUCGAGAAAAGCCAGAAAAGGCACUGAAAAGCAUCUUAUCCAAUCAGCGUUCAAUAGUUUUGCCAGGAAUGUAUAGAAAGUCAGAUGACGAGUUUCUGACUGGAUGGUUGCCUAUACUGCUACUAUACUUAUUAGCGUUCCAGGAACUUCCGGAAACCCAAGGCCCAUCUAAAAUAUUAUAAAUACUUUAGAUUUUCUGUGCAUAAACAAACUUUUAGAGCGAAGCGUUUCUUCCAUAUUUCUCGCCUUUUUUCUCGUGAUCAAGUCUUUGUAUAGAAUUAACCUGUGAGCUACUAGAAAAGCUUAGGAACUCAAUGUAGAGUUCAAUUUGAAGUUUUAUCUCUUAUUUCGAACUAGAAAUCUAUCUUUUGAUUAAACAGUCUGUGUUGAUGUCAUGUCCAGUUUUCAUACUAACUUUAAAUCAUAUGCGCACACAUUCCUUACAUUUUAUAUUACCUUAACCAAACAUAAUAUUAAUUUAAUUACUUACGCCUAUUUUAACUAAAUUGUUGUAAAAUAAAUAUAUAGCAGGUUUACCUCAAUAUAUCUUGAUUAUUUAUAUGUGAACCUUUCAGUGACACUACAUUGUUGAAACAAUGCGUGCAAGCUUGUUUUAACAUAGACUAUAUUCUAAAUGUUAACUUGUUAUUUACCCAUAUAUUCAAUGCCUGUUGGUUUCAAAAGUAUAUUUCUAUGAUUGAUAGUUAAAUUUCAACCCACGAGAUAUAAACUAAUACAAACUGUUAUUCAAUUUUAAUA
Messenger RNA from Schistosoma spindalis, 3781 nucleotides. Lineage: Eukaryota; Metazoa; Platyhelminthes; Trematoda; Strigeidida; Schistosomatidae. The record is from the annotation of a GenBank genome assembly.